AUGGUUCCCUUUAGAGGUGCCUCAAAUAGAUUUUAACAAAAUUAUGAAGCAUCAGUCAAUUACCAAGAAUCAAUGGAUUAAAUGAACAUUCCUCUUCACAAUGGUCAGAAUUAAGACCCAAACUCAAAUUAGUAGCCAAAUAUUCAUCAGAUGAUCUUGUAUCAGAACACUCACCAAGUAGUGACCAGAAAGAUAUCAGAUGACUUCAAUCAUGCGAAAUGGUCUCCAGAAGACGAGGAGAUUUCCCAACUCAAAGAUUGUGAGCUAGCAGAGGAACUAGCUGAUAAAUUGAAGUUUCAGACAGUAUCAAAGAAAUCCAAUCUGAAGAACCCCUUGAUUCUUUAAUUUACUGAUAACAAGACACCUCCGAUGAUGGUAACUUUCCUUGAAGAUCUCCAAGAUAUAAAUUCAAUCAGAUACAGGUAGGUCUAGAAACUUUAGCUUAAACAAGAGCUGAUGAAGAAAUUUAACUACAUUCCUUACGAGAGAUAUGCAGCUCUCUCUGCUCAAACUAUUUCAGAGUACUCCCACCAGAUAUUUCAUUGGGGAGCGAACGGAGUAUGUGCUAUUGGUCUUGAGCAGAUAGUUUAUCUCGUGAAACCUACUGAUCCAGAAAUGCCAGUCAAACAAAUAAUCUGUUGUAAUCCACCCAAUGUGGUCAAGAGUGUAAGAUGGAUGAAUCCUCAGGGAGAUCCAGACUCUCCAGAGUAUUGUUGUGUCCUAGCCAUAGCUACGGACGAAAGUAAAGGUUUCAUUCAAAUCUGGGAAACCAGACAAUUACAACUGCUAAGAACCAUAAACUCAACUUAGAGCAACUUCACCUCCCUCUCCUGGAAUCAUUAACUUCUGGCUUCUGUUUCAAUGGAAAGUUAGCUCGUGAUAAACUAUGUUAACUUAAGAAAUUCUGAGGUAGCUAAGUUGAAUAUUCCUAGCAUGGGUAUUAUCAAUCAUUGCAGUUUCUCUUAAGAUGGACUAUAUCUCUCUAUUUGCGGGAGAUUUGUGCAGAUUUAUCGAGUCUGUUUCAGUACAGAUCCUUGCGACUUUGACAAUAGUAUAACAUUAAAUAAGAUAUUUCAGUUUGACUAAAACAUUAGAGAGUCUAAUAUUCUGCAAGUGUCCUGGUCUUCUAGGACUCCAUAACUAUUCUCUUUUGCCAUUCAAAAGAACAAAUAUUACUCAAGCCAGAGACAAUAUCAAGAAUAAACUGGACAAGAUUAGUAUCAUGAGAUCCUGUUUUACAAUAUAGAAUCUGGCCAGUAAAUCACAAGUCUGAACAUUGAGAGCAGACCAACUACCCUGUAAUUUAGUAUGAAUCACUAUGGGACAAAUGCACAAUCCUAAAUGCUAUUUGCAGGCUUGGAAAAUGGUAAAGUAGCCAUUAUAAGAAUAAAGGGGGCACAAGCCAUGGUGACCUCCGUUGUCAACUACCUUGAAUUCCACGAGUCAAGUAUACUUCAUCUACAAGAAUCUCCAGAUGGCUGCUAUCUAGGAUCGAUAGCAUCAGAUUAGAUAUUUUUCUUAUGGAAACAUAUGCCUCUAAAUCCGGUUUCUUCAACUGGAUCAAAAUCGAUCAUGGAUUCUUUGUGUACACCUCGACAUCAUAGUAAAAAUAAUUACCCUAGUUAUAAUGGAAAAAGAUAGCAUGUUACAAAUUAGUAAGAAAACUCUGUUGGUUAAGGUUAUAAUUAGAGAAAACCUAGAGAUCAUUCAAUGGAAGACGCUGAAAUGAUCUCUUUUAGUAUGAAAAUGGAUUUGCCAAUGUUAAGAUGA
Molecule: messenger RNA, 1770 nt
Organism: Stylonychia lemnae
Lineage: Eukaryota; Ciliophora; Spirotrichea; Sporadotrichida; Oxytrichidae
Source: the annotation of a GenBank genome assembly